Messenger RNA from Engraulis encrasicolus (European anchovy), 2881 nucleotides. RefSeq names its product ring finger protein 115a (gene rnf115a). Gene Ontology annotation, cellular component: cytoplasm. The transcript is spliced from 9 exons. The record is from RefSeq and is a predicted model, not a curated record. Gene Ontology annotation, biological process: protein ubiquitination. Lineage: Eukaryota; Metazoa; Chordata; Actinopteri; Clupeiformes; Engraulidae. Bases 6 to 1004 code for a protein of 332 amino acids. Gene Ontology annotation, molecular function: ubiquitin protein ligase activity.
ACAGCAUGCUGGACUACUGGCGGACUGCCUGUUUCCUCGACUGUGACGACGUCACUGUUUGUGCUAUUCCAGGAAAAAUGGCGGAGGCAGCAGCGGUCCCCCCGCAUCGGUUCUUCUGUCACUGUUGUAAGGGCGAAGUGAACCCUAAACUCCCGGAAUACAUCUGUCCACGAUGUGACUCAGGGUUUAUUGAAGAAGUCACAGAAGAUUCCAGUUUUCUAGAAAACGGUGCCAAUGGCUUAGAUGACACGGCCACACAGUUUGCAGAGCUCUGGCGCCUGCUGUUUGUGGACCGGCCGUUCACGGUGGACUUCGACAGCCCGGACUCGGAGCCGCGGGUGCCGGGCGCGGGCAGUGGAGUCGGGUUGGGUCUGGGCGGUGGGGGCAGCUUCGGGGGCUCGGUGCCGGGCGGUCUCGGGGGAGCCCUGGGGAGCCCGCUGGGGGCAGGGGGCGAGCACUGGGGUCUCAGCCGCCCCCCACGCGUACACACCCAGAGACGAUAUCGCUCCAGAGGAACCAGCCGGCCAGACCGCUCGCCCGCCGUGGAGGGGAUAGUGCAGCAGUUUCUUGCUGGCCUGUUUGCAAACUCAGGGGUGUCGGGCUCCCAGCCUCUGCCAUGGAUGUUGCACUCGAACCCUGGAGAUUAUGCCUGGGGACAGGGAGGACUGGAUGCAGUCAUCACACAGUUACUGGGCCAGUUUGAGAACACAGGGCCCCCUCCAGCAGAGAAAGAGAAGAUCUCGUCCCUCCCCACAGUCAUCAUCUCUCAGGAACAGGCCGACUCUAGUAUGGAGUGCCCGGUGUGUAAGGAGGACUACAGUGUUGGGGAGCCCGUUAGGCAACUACCCUGUAACCACUUCUUCCACUCAGACUGCAUCGUGCCCUGGCUGGAACUGCACGACACGUGUCCGGUGUGUAGGAAGUCCCUGAGUGGUGAAGACAGCUGCGCUCACACGCCCACAGACCCGUCACCUCACAACACACAGGAGAGAUGGUCCUUCUGAACGUGCACACACACACACACACUGACCCCAACACAAAGGAGAGAAGUCUUUCUAAAGACGUGCAUACACACAGUUACCGUCAACAACGGAUAAAACACACGCACCCACACACACAAACGCAUAAAACAUACAUCUUCCCAGUUUUUCUGAAUAACUUUCCUACACACACAUGCACACAGGAGAGAUUGCCUUUCUGAAUAAAACACACACACACUUAACCUCCAUCUUUGGAUAUCCCUCAAAUAGGAAACCGGCUCUUCGAAAACAAUCACAUACAAGUACGCAGUACACACGCACGCACACACCCAUACAUGCCCACAUACACACCCUCUCUCAUGUUGACUGUCUGCCUGUUUGGAUGUUUGCACCAGCCUCUCCAUCCAUCAGUGUGUACAUACUGCUCUCUCUCUCUCUCUCUCUCUCUCUCUCUCUCUCUCUCUCUCUCUCUCUCUCUCUCUCUCUCUCUCUCUCUCUCUCUCUCCCUCUCUCUCUCUCAGCAAUGAUCUCUAUCCCUCGAAAAUGACCAGUCUCUAAUCCUCCAUUUUUCAGUGAGCCCCACACAUGAUCUCUGACUGUAUUAUACCUUUCUUCCGUUGGUCCCUGCUGCCCCACCCUACCCCAAUAUGUGUGUGUGUGUGUGUGUGUGUGUGUGUGUGUGUCUCUCUAUCUCUUCUCUCCCCCUCGUCUGUGUGUGCCUCAAUCCCCUCCUGCGUUAUCUUGCGACUGAGCAGCCAACCACCCCAUUAGGCACAGUAGGCCAGUGUGAAUGAGCCCUUACCCGGCCUGACUGGCAAGGUGUGUACCCAGCUAGCGUUAGCCAGCUAGCUAGCCCUGGACCAAAGUCGGCUGCUGUGUGUGUGCGUUUGUGUCACUGGGUGCAGCCACUUUUUCUGUGGUUGCUACAUGCAGAGAAUCACACUCACAGACAAUUCACCAUUUCUCUUCUCUUUAAUUUCUACCUCCCUCUCUCCUCUUUUUCAUCGCUUGCCGUCUCUUGCUCUCGUUAAGGGAUGCAGAGAUGAAUAACCUCAGUGUUUUGAGUUCUUGCCUUUCGCAACCACCACUCUGCCUUUCUCCCUCUCCUCAAUCCAUCCAUCCUUCCCUCCCUCUCUUGCUCACUCGUUUUUCUGACCUGCCUUGUUUUAUCUAUCCAUCUGUGUGCGUCUCUCUCUCUCUCUCUCUCUCCUCUUCCACUCACUGGCAAUAGAGAUUGUUCCUGAACCUCACCUCCUACCCCCCUUUCACCACUUGACCUGGAUCAGUUGUGUUGUCAUGCUAGUAACCGCGGCGACAUGGAGAGGAGCAGGUCUGACUGACCUGGGGUCAGCAUGUCAGUCAGGCAGGCGAAACACUGCACACAGUUGCCACGGUGAAGGAACCCGCUCUCUCUACUCUCUCUGGAGAUGUGUAUAGUUGACCUUUUUUUCUCUCUAUCCCCUCUCUCUCGCUCUCUCUCUCUCUUCCUCCUUUUAAACGAUUUUUUAAUGGUGAUGCUGUAGAAACAGAUGUCUGAGUUUAAGUGAAUAUCUGAGUUUCUCGUCUCAUGUUCUUCAUUUGCACUGCCACUCUCGCCUCAUUCCUCAUGCCUCAUGCCACCCCCUCACCCCUCGACCCUCUCGGUGUAAAUAUCACUCAUCACCCCCGCCAUAGUCACCCUUCGUUCUCAUCUCUAUCACUCUAUUUUUUUAAUGUAAAUAAUUCUAGUUCAACAACCUCUCUGGACGAAAGACAGAAUGGAACAAAGCAUUGAUUAUGGCAAAAAAAAGAGACAAAACAACCAUGAAGCCCUGAAUUGAAAAAAAGUAUAUAUAUAUUAUAUAUAUGAUGUGUAUGAUGUAAAAUUCUAAAAUAAAAUUCAAUAAAAACCAUAAAAAGUU